Molecule: messenger RNA, 1686 nt
Organism: Amaranthus tricolor (Joseph's coat)
Lineage: Eukaryota; Viridiplantae; Streptophyta; Magnoliopsida; Caryophyllales; Amaranthaceae
Product: exonuclease DPD1, chloroplastic/mitochondrial
Exons: 5
Coding region: 360-1388 (342 amino acids)
Biological process (GO): DNA catabolic process
Cellular component (GO): cytoplasm
Molecular function (GO): nucleic acid binding; 3'-5'-DNA exonuclease activity
Source: RefSeq, a predicted model, not a curated record
UAUCAAACUAACUCUUAACGGUGGGGCUAAUCCGGCAAUCCAAUCGCUGAGGAAUUCUUUGCUUGUUUCUAAGUCCUGGUUUCUGAAAACAUUUGCUUACCCCGCAUAGCUUCUCUUCUUGCUCUUCUUGCUCUUCUUGCUAUAUAAUCAUUGUUAAUUCCUUUAAUGAUUCAACAAAUGCAGAUUCUCAUUUCAGUUAAUUUCAAGAUAUGGUGGAUGUUUGAGGAAAGAAUAGCUUCUAGGCCAUAAUCUUGAAGAUGGGAUUAUUGCUUUUUCGGUCUCAGGUCUGAACUAUCCAAUUCGGAAGCAAGAUACCUUGGUUUUCUAGUUUUUCCCUUGUACAAACUCUUAAUGUUCGAAUGAGAACUGCACCCAUGUACUUCUCAGUUCUACGAGUUCCUAAAUGCAGGCUUUACUCUUUGGUUACCACAUGGUGGGAGGUCUUUGACACAGUAGGUCCAACAUGUAAAAAGGGGUAUAGUUUUACGUCGUUAAGCUCUCAUGUUGACAAGAACGCACGAAUAGGUGGAAGUUGGAGUAGACGACUCAUAACCACAGCAAGUGAAGGAAGAAGGAAAAACUCCUUGAGCAGUGCAAGCAUUGUCAGGCAUAACUUAUCGGAUAAAGUAGUGGUGGCAACAAAUGCUGACGUGACUAUAAACAAAAUUGACGGCCACAGUUAUGAAAAAAUUCAGUAUGCAGAUGUUCGACAAUUGAUAGCUGAGAAUAAAAGUUUGUCCAAUCUUGCAACUUUUAUCGUCUUUGAUCUUGAGACAACUGGGCUUGAUAGAAAAUCAGCAAGAGUAAUAGAGAUUGCACUUCAGGACCUUCAGGGCGGUGAAAACAGCACAUUCCACACGCUGGUUAAUCCUGAACAUGAAGUCACCAAUACUCAAUUCCAUAAUAUUACAACCAGUAUGGUCCAAAGGCCAGGUGUACCGAGGAUGGUGGAGCUAAUUCCGAUAUUACUUGAGUUUGUACGAAGCCGCCAGAAGCCGGGGGGAUACGUGGUGCUUGUUGCACAUAAUGGUCGAGGUUUUGACGUACCAUUUUUGGUUCAUGAAUUUAGACGCAAUGAUUUCGAAAUCCCUUCAAAUUGGUAUUUUCUGGAUACUAUUCCUUUAAGUGCUCAAGUGAUGAAAUCAGCAGGAAUAAAAAACGGGAAAGCAUUGCAAACGCUUCGCGAGUAUUAUGGGAUCGAGUUAGUAGGCUCAGCCCACAGAGCCAUGUCGGACGUGCAUUCUUUAUCCCUGGUGCUUCAGAGACUCACAUUUGAUCUUAAGCUUCCAAUAUCCGAAUUAGUACAGAGAGCAUUCAAAGCCGAUGAGUUGACAACAGGCAACGCAAAGAAGAAACCGAAAGAAACGAACAAGAAAAAGAAAACUUGAUUCUUUCUUCAUUAUUGUCAUUCCUUAUUCCUUAAACUAAGAUGUAAUUCUUGCAAUGUCAUUCAUUGUGUUCCCUUCUUCUUUAUGUCCUUAAACAAGCGCAUUGCUUCAUUUAUCUGUCCAUUUUUACAUAGAUCAUUAGUAAUUGAAGCAUAAAUGACAAUAUUAAGGGUAACUCCUUGAAGAAGGGCUAAAGGUUAGCCAAAGGAUAAUAAAUUGUAUGUAGAUUCACUACUAGGUUUUGAUCUAAAUUUGAUAGAAAGUAUAACCCUUUUGGUGUUUCCUUUUCUGGUUGGUC